Amphiprion ocellaris (clown anemonefish) is the source of this 2047-nucleotide messenger RNA. Its product is annotated as translation initiation factor IF-3, mitochondrial. The transcript has 4 exons. The record is from RefSeq and is a predicted model, not a curated record. Gene Ontology annotation, biological process: ribosome disassembly; mitochondrial translational initiation. NCBI's taxonomy places the organism in Eukaryota, Metazoa, Chordata, Actinopteri, Pomacentridae. Gene Ontology annotation, cellular component: mitochondrion. The coding region runs from base 133 to 993 and encodes 286 amino acids. Gene Ontology annotation, molecular function: translation initiation factor activity; ribosome binding.
CACAAGAGGGCAGCACUAGGCUUUUGCUGCAUCGUUUGAAGCCCAAUCAAAUGAAGAAGCUGAUGACGGAAGUAGAUCCACAGUCACCCCGCUGCAGUCAGACACACUGCUACACGACAUUGAGCUUCAGACAUGUCUGCAGGUUGUGUGAGGUUUGUGCUAAGUCACGCAGUGAGAACUAUGUGUAUUGGCAGCCCUAUCUACUGGACAUCUGCAUCAAGAUUUACAAUAUGUCGUGUAAGAUACAACAUUGCUGCUCCCUCCUGGAGAUGGUCUCAGUUCUCCACAGAAGGGCAUGGUGCAGAAGAGACUGCAGAAGAGACUCCUGCACCUAAGAAAAAAAAGAAGGACCCUGGAGCUCGUAACUCAAUCAGCAGUGUUGGCCGUAAGAUCCCUUACCGUCAGAUCCAAGUGAUAAGUGAGGCUGGUGAGAACCUGGGCACCAUGCACCGUGCAGAUGUGAUCAGGAUGAUGGAUGAGGAGGGUCUGAAAUUGGUGCUACUCAGUGAAAACAAAGAUCCUCCAGUGUACCGCUUGAUGAGUGGCAAACAGAUCCACGAAGAACAGAUGACACUGCGAGAGAAAAAGAAAGCGAAAGCAGCUCCUGUGCAAGUGAAGGAGCUCACCUUUUCAUGUGGCAUUGCAUCUCAUGACCUGAGCACCAAACUGAAACAAGCGGAGAGCUGGCUGGAGAAGAAGCACCAUGUGAAGAUUACUCUACGGUCAGGACAUGCACCUGCAGUCAACCUGGACACAACUCUAGAGGAAAUGGUGAAACAAAUGGAGGUAAUUGUGGGAUUCGUCGCCAAGCCGAAAGUCGUCCGUGAUGGUCGAGCAGCCACGUGCAUCCUCCGACCGCCUUCAGCAAAGGAACUAAAAGAAAAGAACAAGGUCUCAGAGCCGCAGUCUGUCAGCUCCACUUCAAAGGCCUCUCAGAGCAAAACGUCCGCUGUUACCAGCACAGAAACAACAGAAGGAUCCAUACAGCAGUGAUUUGAGGGAAAUAAAACUUUUUCACAAAACCAGUUGAAGUCUGUGCCUACAUGUCAUGCUCUGUUUGUAGCGUGAACAUAUUUAGCAAAUGCCGUGUGUGGAUUAUUGUACGGGCCUGCUGAGCACAAGACCAGGGGCUGAAGGGGCCAUGCUGUAUCUGGAUCAAAAGAAGCUCCUAACAUUGCUGGUUGUACAGUCAAUCAGAAUACUGCAAAGAGAUGCAAAAUGAUGACAAAGGAAGGCCCAACAGCUAGAGAGAUGCAACACAACUACCAACAUGGGCAAAAUAACCACAUAAAUAACUACAAACCGAUGCAAAGCAACUACAAAUAGAUACUGAACUGCCAGAAAUAGCCACAAAAUAGCUAUAGAGACACAAAAUCACCACACGGACAACCACAAAAAGAUGGAAUGACUACAAAAAGACCAAAUUACCUGAAAAAGACACAAAUUAACCAUAUCGAUAACUACAAAAAUAUAAGACAUCUAUGGACAUUAAAAAUAAUUAGAAGAGAACCACAAAGAGACACAAUGUGCCAACUGCAAAGGUCUGAGUCUAAUGCAGUGGGGAUGUUUGCCUCCCAUGAUCCUCCUGGUGGAGCCGGCAGGUCGUGGCAGCUCGGUGACACUGUUAGUCCUCAGCAGAUUGAAUGUCGUGGUUGGGUUUCAUGACACGUCAGCAUCAGUGAGUCUGUUGUCAGUUUUAGAUUUAUUGUAUGCAGUGACUUCUGCCAGAAACGUUAUCAUUUUGCUCAUUUCGCUUUUAGUAACAUAUAAGAUACUUAAUAAGGGAAAUAAGUCUGCUACACACAUUUAUUUUUAUUUCAUUUUUCAUGAAAGAUGCUGUAUAAAGCAGUAAAGCAACAGAAUGGACUGGCACUAAAAUAUAGUCUUAUGUAAUAUAUGCAUCUUGAGACAAUUUGAUCUGUAAUUGGCGCUAUAUAAAUAAAACUGAAUUGUAACAUUGUCUUGCAAUGUGUGAUGAUACUGUACUGGUGGGCAGUGAUGCUUCUUAGCUGUAAAUGUCUUGUUCUAAUACAUUUUGAAUGCUCUU